AUGGGGCAGCUCGAUACCCUCGAUCUCGUCGUCCUCGCCGUCCUCCUCGUGGGCAGUGUCGCCUACUUCACAAAGGGGUCAUACUGGGCGGUCGCCAAAGACCCCUACGCCUCGUCGACCACCGCCGUCAAUGGCGCCGCCAAAGCCGCCGCCACGAGGGAUAUCCUCGAGAAGAUGGAGGCGACGGGCAAGAACUGCGUGGUGUUCUACGGCUCGCAGACCGGCACCGCCGAGGACUACGCCUCGCGCCUGGCCAAGGAGGGCGCCCAGCGCUUUGGCCUGAAGACCAUGGUCGCCGACCUGGAGGAUUACGACUACGAGAACCUGGACCGCUUCCCCUCGGACAAGGUGGUGUUUUUCGUGCUGGCCACCUACGGCGAGGGCGAGCCGACCGACAACGCCGUCGAGUUCUACCAGUUCAUCACGGGCGACGACGUCGCCUUUGAGAGCGGCGAGGCCGACCGGCCGUUGGCCGCCCUCAAGUACGUGACCUUUGGCCUGGGAAACAACACCUACGAGCACUACAACGCCAUGGUUCGCAACGUCGACGCCGCGCUCACCAAGAUGGGUGCCACACGCGUCGGCGAUGCCGGCGAGGGCGACGAUGGCGCCGGCACCAUGGAGGAGGACUUUCUGGCCUGGAAGGAGCCCAUGUGGGCGGCUCUCGCCGACUCGCUGGGUCUCCAGGAGCGUGAGGCCAAGUACGAGCCCGUCUUCUCCGUCACCGAGGACGAGGCGUUGACCCCGGCCGACGAGACCGUCUAUCUCGGCGAGCCGACGCACGCCCACCUGCAGGGCCGCCCCAAGGGCCCUUACUCGGCCCACAACCCCUUCAUCGCCCCCAUCGUCGAGUCCCGCGAACUGUUCACCGUCAAGGGCCGCAACUGUCUGCACCUCGAGGUCAGCAUCGCCGGCAGCAACCUCAGCUACCAGACCGGCGACCACAUCGCCGUCUGGCCCACCAACGCCGGCGCCGAGGUCGACCGCUUCCUGCAGGUGUUUGGCCUGGCCGACAAGCGCGACGCCGUCAUCCGCGUCAAGGGGCUCGACGUCACCGCCAAAGUGCCCAUCCCCACCCCGACCACCUACGAUGCCGCCGCCCGCUACUACAUGGAGAUCGCCGCCCCCGUCUCCCGCCAGUUCGUCGCCACCCUGGCCGCCUUCGCCCCGGACGAGGCCACCAGAGCCGAGAUGGUGCGUCUGGGCGCCGACAAGGACUACUUCCACGACAAGCUCUCCACCCACUGCUACACCAUCGCCCAGGCGCUGCAGAGCCUCACCCCCGAGCCCUUCACCACCGUCCCCUUUUCCCUCCUGAUCGAGGGCAUCAACAAGAUCCAGCCGCGCUACUACUCCAUCUCCUCCUCCUCGCUCGUCCAGAAGGAUACCAUCAGCAUCACCGCCGUCGUCGAGUCCCUCCGUCUGCCCGGCGCCAGCCACCUCGUCAAGGGCGUCACCACCAACUACCUGCUCGCCCUCAAGCAGAAGCAGAACGGCGACCCCGCCCCGGACCCGCAUGGCCUCACCUACGCCCUCUCCGGCCCCCGCAACAGGUACGACGGCAUCCAUCUCCCCGUCCAUGUCCGCCACUCCAACUUCAAGCUGCCCUCCGACCCCUCCCGCCCCAUCAUCAUGGUCGGCCCGGGCACCGGCGUCGCCCCCUUCCGCGGCUUCAUCCAGGAGCGCGCCGCUCUGGCCGCCCGUGGCGACAAGGUCGGGCCUACCGUCUUGUUUUUCGGCUGCCGGAACCGCACCGAGGACUUUGUCUACCAGGAUGAGUGGAAGACCUAUCAAGAACAACUGGGCGAUAAUCUGAGAAUCAUCACCGCCUUCUCCCGUGAAGGCCCCUCCAAGGUCUACGUGCAGCACCGUCUGCACGAACACGCCUCCAUGGUCAGCGACCUGCUCAAGCAAAAGGCCGUCUUCUACGUGUGUGGCGACGCCGCCAACAUGGCCCGCGAGGUCAACCUCGUCCUCGGUCGCAUCCUGGCGGAGCAGCGUAACCUGCCCGCCGACAGGGGCGAGGAGCUCGUCAAACACAUGCGCAGUAAUGGCAGCUACCAGGAGGACGUCUGGUCCUAG
Messenger RNA from Penicilliopsis zonata CBS 506.65, 2082 nucleotides. RefSeq lists its product as hypothetical. NCBI's taxonomy places the organism in Eukaryota, Fungi, Ascomycota, Eurotiomycetes, Eurotiales, Aspergillaceae. Gene Ontology annotation, molecular function: flavin adenine dinucleotide binding; NADPH-hemoprotein reductase activity; FMN binding. The transcript is spliced from 2 exons. Gene Ontology annotation, cellular component: cytosol. The record is from RefSeq and is a predicted model, not a curated record. The coding region runs from base 1 to 2082 and encodes 693 amino acids.